Molecule: messenger RNA, 1592 nt
Organism: Hordeum vulgare subsp. vulgare (domesticated barley)
Lineage: Eukaryota; Viridiplantae; Streptophyta; Magnoliopsida; Poales; Poaceae
Product: wax ester synthase/diacylglycerol acyltransferase 5-like
Exons: 7
Coding region: 1-1509 (502 amino acids)
Biological process (GO): triglyceride biosynthetic process
Cellular component (GO): plasma membrane
Molecular function (GO): diacylglycerol O-acyltransferase activity; long-chain-alcohol O-fatty-acyltransferase activity
Source: RefSeq, a predicted model, not a curated record
AUGGACGCUGCAAAUACUAUGCGAAAGCGGCCACUCUCGGUACGCACCAGGCACAGUGGAGCAGCGUCGGCGAUGGCAGAGGACGGCGAGUCGCUUGGGGAGCCGGUGAGCCCCUCGUCAAGGCUCGUUGAGGAAUACUAUAUCAUAGUUAUCAUCGGCUUUGCGGCACCUGUAAACCAGUCCACCGGCGGCACGGCCAUAGGUGCCAAGAUAGCAUCGUCCCCACGCUUCCAAAGCAUCCGGGCUACUGAUAAGGACGGUACUCUAAGGUGGGUAAGGACCACGGUGGACCUGGACUACCAUGUCAUCUACCCAAAGCUGGACACGGUAGAUGUGGAGGUGAACCCAGACUUGGCCGUGGAAGACUACGUUGCGUCUCUUUCCACUAAACCCAUGGAUCAUUCCCGUCCUCUGUGGGAGUUCCAUAUCCUCGACUUCCCGACCUCCGAGGCCACUGCCACGGCGGUGAUGCGGGUGCACCACUCCCUCAGCGAUGGCAUCUCCCUGCUCAUGCUGCUAUUGUAUUGCGCACAGAGCGCUGCCGAUCCUUCGAAGCCUCCAGUUUUGCCACCGUUGCCUGCACGGACCGGUGCAUUGUACGUGCAACCACGCCCACCACUGUCCGUGGGCUCCCUGGCGUUCGCCAUGUGGCUUUGGUCGUUCGUCCUUCUGGCUUGGUACACCAUGUGGGACGCUGCAAGCUUUGUCUGCACUAUACUAUUUUGGAAAGAUACACAUACGCUAUUCACACGUACGGACAACACGAACCGCCGCCAGAAGCGAAUCGUGCAUCGGGGUCUUAGCCUUGAUGACGUCAAGUUCAUCAAGGAUGCCAUGAACUGCACUGUAAAUGAUGUGUUGGUUGGAGUUACUGAUGGAGCACUAUCACGAUACUACUACCGGAAGUCAGGUGACACUGAAAUUGGCAACGAGAUCCUUUUGCGAUCUAUCCUGGUCGUCAAUUUAAGGGCCACUACAGCCCUACACGAAUGUGUUAGUAUGAUACAGUCUGGCAAAGGAAAUGAUGUAAAAUGGGGAAAUCAGCUUGGCUUCAUCAUCCUGCCAGUUCAAAUAGCCAUGCACCGUGAUCCACUCGAUUAUGUUCGAAAGGCCAAGAAUACAACUGGUCGAAAGAAAAGCUCACUAGAAGUGGCAUUCAUACAUGUGGUUGCAGAAGUCUUCUUCAAAGUAUUUGGUCGGAAGGCAGGUGCCUACAUCAUCCAUCGCCUGUUCUCCAAUACAACAAUGAUGUUGUCAAACAUGAUCGGUCCAGCUGAGCAGGUGGAGUUAUGUGGCCAUCCUGUUGUCUUCAUUGCUCCUAGCCAAUACGGACUUCCACAAGCCAUAAACGUGAACUUUAAAAGUUACGUCAACAUCGUCAGGGUGGUUCUAGCAAUGGACGAAGCGCAGUUUCCACACGGCCAUGAGCUUUUGGAUGAUUUUGUUGACUCCCUCAGGCGUAUUAAGGAUGCAGCUGAUAAACUUGGAAAACAUGAGAGGAAGGCAUAAGCGCAUUAUUAUAUGCACUAAGUUCUUAAGAGUAUACGUUCUAAUGUAAACAAUGCUUAAAUAAAUCUAUAUUGAUGAACUUU